AUGAAAAAAUUUCUUAAUUAUCUUAAAACAUCUGCUGCUGAAUAAUAAGAGCCUAUCACACAGAAUCAGUCAGAUCAAGAACAUUUUCUAGUUUUGGUUGGUGAUAUAAUUAAAUACCAAAAUGAACCAACCAAUCCAACUAAAAUCAUUCCUGUCAUUAGACAAAUCAUCCUCUAUGCUAUUAAAGGAGACAAUGAAUUGCAUAAGUAAUUGUUUGAGUCAUUUAUGGAAAUCGAUCUUCUCAAUAGAUUAUAUGACAUCUUAUAACGGAGAUUAUGUCAUCAUUCAUUGAUUUAAGAAGUAAGAGAAUCAAACAAUAUUUAUAGAUUUUUGAAUAGGUAAGUUCAUUAUUGAUCAAUGUGAAAGAGAUCACAAAUAAGAAUUACAUCUUAUCCCAUUCUAGCAUUUCAAAUAUGGUUUUAUGGAAACAAUCGUUUGAAUAAUACUAACCCAAUAUCGAGAUUGUAGAAACAUAUAUCAGCUUUUUAAAUUUAUUGGCAGUGAAAUUAGAUGACAUUACGACGAUGUUUUUUAUUAAUCUCAAAUAUCCGUAGUUCCCACUUUUAUGGAAUGCUAUCAGAUUCUAUAAUCAUCCUGAAUUGAUGGUGAGAAAUAAAAGUAGAUCAAUUGUUCUUCAUAUUCUUAAUAGUAAUAUUCUAUAGUGAAUUUUAGUCAAAAAUCAAAACAUCAUAGCUUAUACUAAAAGCUUCCCAUUUCUAUAAUAUUAUUUCAACUUGGGAAAUCAAGUUUUGCUUACAACCAAGGAGAUUAAUGUGGUUGUUGAAAAAAUUAAGUGGCGAUUCGAAGGUUAGUAGUAAGACCAAUUAGCAAUGCUAUCUGAAGAGUUAAAAGAAUAAUUGUAAUAUAUUCAUGAUCUCUUUAUAAAUAAUGAAUAUUUGGAAUAAUUAAUUUUAGAUUAUGCAAUUCAGAGACCUGUGAUUCAAUUAAGUUAAGUUAUCAAGUAUGGUUAUGUAAGUUAUCAUAAUAAUAAUUCAAAUAGCAACACUUUCAUAUCGCUGUUGCUCUUCAAGCCUUCCUUUUACUCUUGUUAUAUUUUAGGACAAAUGUUAAAAUCAUCCAAUACAUCUAUUAUAUUUUCCUCUCCCAAGACAAAUCAAAAGUUACUAUUAAUGAAGAAUUCUGGGCAUAUUCUAAUGCAUACGAUAAUGACCCAGAUUUUAUGAAAAAGUUAUGUCUUCAAAUAUAUUAAACUCUAAAACCUAUUGAUUUAUUGGAUCUGAAACAUGAGAAUUUAGAAAUUAAAAUGAGUCUAUAAUAAUUGAAGCAAGUGGAUUGCAUAAAUUAAUAAUAAAGAAUUGAGAGUGAGAUUGAAAUGUAGGAGAGCUAAAUCUUAAAUAGUGUUUAUUAACAUAGUUCAAAUAAGGAAGUGUUAAUUUAUGUUCUCCUAUUUAUGAAAGAAUUAGCCAAUCAGCAUAAUAUAUAAACUUACUAUUAAUAUGUAAUUAUUAUUUUCUAUUCUAGAUUCUUAAACUUGCAUCAGAACAAGAUUAGCAAUUAAUUGUUGUUAUUUUAUCACUAGACAUUAUAUACGCAUUUAAAUAAUAAUUGGAUUCUCAAAAUUAUAUUAAAAAAUUGUAUUACUAGAUAUUAGCUGAGCUUAUUUUUAAUAUCAAAACAUCUUAAUUAUUUCUAGAUUAAUUAAUUGAUAUUUUUAAGAAGUACAAUAGAAUUUUAUAUUAGAAAACCCCUAUCGAUCAAAAGAGAAUUCAUUAUUGAUUAAUAAAUCAAUGUUCAUCACGAAAAAUACGCCAUACUCUUUGAUCCUUAUAGUUCUUUGGCUAAAAUCUAGAAACUCGAAUAUUGCAUGCUGCUAUCUUAGCAUUAGAUUUUUGAGGAUCUUCCAAAGAUUAAUGAGUAAUAUCCUGAACUGACAAAACUUCAAGUACCUAUCUAUUAGAUAGGGGAUAAGCCUAAUUGUGCAAAGAUGGCUUGUCAAUAUAGUCAAACAGGACAUUUCUAUAACACAGAUACAUAGUAAUAUCAAUAUAUAUUUAGUUAUAUCUUAAAUGUUGAUAAUUUCUUACAUGUUGUGUAAUUAGAUGAAUAGGGAGUCAUUGUUGAUGUGAUAUGUUCUAAAUUAUGGCAAUUAUUGUAGGUUUAUGGAAUUGAAAGAGUUUAAGUUCUCCAAUUUACUUACUUUGAUUUCUCUAAGGUAUUAGAUUCAUAAUAAUAAAUAGUUUUAUUUGAGAUUUAACAAUUUCGAUGAUGUCAAGUAUAUAGAUUCCCUAUCCUCAUAGUAGUAGCAAUAAUUUGGUGAUUGGUUCAAAGAGUUACUUAUUUAGAAAUUAGAGAAAUUAUAAUAGGAAAAUCAGCUUAUUUUUUAAUGA
Paramecium octaurelia is the source of this 2348-nucleotide messenger RNA. The record is from the annotation of a GenBank genome assembly. NCBI's taxonomy places the organism in Eukaryota, Ciliophora, Oligohymenophorea, Peniculida, Parameciidae.